CACUCUCUUCAGUAUGUGCUUGGUUGCGGCCAGAGACAGGACAGAGCGAGUAGUGUGUGAGAUAGUGAAAAAUUUGAAACAGAGAAAACUGCUAUAGUGAGAGAGGAGUUACGUGUCCGAUGGUCCUUCGAUGGGCGUUUGUGUUUGUCCUACUACUCCUGCUGCUCCUCCUGUCCCUGUGUGCCUUGCUGCGGCGGCCCCCUCAGCGUAGGAGGGGCGUGGUGGGAUCGGUGCCCUGGUGGUGGUGUUGUGAUGCUGUCCUCCGUGGUGCAGUAUCAGAAGUGCCACAGUGCCUGCAUCGCCCUAAGUCCAACCUGCUGCCCAACCAACACACACAUCCUGCCCUACUCUACACCGUAUCCUGAAUAUCAGUGGCUCCCUCCCAGCAAACAAUAUCCUACACCACACACAGAUCCAUCCUUCACCUCUUUCACUUCUACCUCAGAUCCUUCCACCUGCGCUGGUAACCUAAAUUACCUUACCCUGAAUCCUGUGCCAGUGUCCCUUUCUGGCUCAUACACGCACACCCUACACCUUUCAUCCCCUCCAGAUCCUUCCCCUCCACCGCCCUCACCCUCUCCAUCCACGCCCGCCCUCUCAUGCACCUCAGACACCCCUGCCAUGAUCUCUCACCCCCCUCCGUCACCGCCUCCUUCGGCCAUGCCCCCGCCUCUCCCCGUGACCCUUGGUGGUCGCGGGGUGUCCCUCAAGGUGUUUGAACCAGGUGGAGACACUAAAAUGGAGUGGAUGGUGAUGAAUAUGGAUCACUUCUUCGCUCCGUCCAUUCAACUUGGCACUUACAUGAAGGACAAAUACGUGGUGCCGCCCAACUGUGAAGGAUGCUGGUGGUCGUAUAUAAUGGAAACAAACAUGUACGAAUUCAAUGAGACAGACAUCAGGAACAGGAAAUGUUGUUACUCGAGGGUUGACGAGGAUAGCAUUAAUAUGUUGAGCCUGGCGGGACACUUGCACCAAGUCUUCCUUACCACCACGUACGAGGCGCGACGCAGGCGACGGCGAGGGAGGGGUCGCAAGGACCUGCGUCGUAACUAUUGCCAGGUUUGGCGCUGUGAGCGGCGAUUGGCUAGACUGGCCGAGUUACAGCUAACCCAUCAGCAAGCCAAAAUCAAGAUCAUCAUACACCGCCUCAAUCAAGAUAAAGCACGCUGGCACUUCAGGCGGUCGUUAUUCAUGAACAAGAUCAUCUCCAAAAAUUUAUUACCUCUCCUGGUUCAUGUCAAAGAGGAAAAGGGACUUAUGGAAGCAACAGUGAAAGUGCUGCAGGAGCUGAUGACACCCGUCGAGUGCUUGAUGCCAACAGAGACCAUGAGCCAGAACCAUGAGGGGAAGCGCAUCAUCUAUGAGCUGGAGACAGCCAUCGUGAAUGCCAAGAAACUAUUCCUCGACACACAGGUCACCAAGGCCAUCGUUGACCUCAUGAGCUCAGUCCUCCAGGACUCCAAGAUCCUCACUCUGCCAGAGUGUGAGCUCAUCAACCAGUGUCUGCUGCUGGUGCGCAACCUGCUGCAUGUCAGCAGCAUCCAGACCUCACAACAGCGUGCCCCCACCACCUCCACUGCCAACAAUUCCAUGGCUGCCACACCCAACCUGCCCGUCAGCGCAGGCCAACAGACCGGAGCAAACACAACGGUGCUCACGGAAGACCAGAUCAUGUGGAACCUGUUUGCUCAACGCUUUGACAACAUCCUCAUUCAGCUCCUGACUUGCAACCAACAGCACCUGUGGAACAUCACUAUGGUGCAGCUGGUGUCCCUAAUGUACCGAGACCAGCAGCAGGGCACCAUCAGGAAGCUUAUCAAUGAGUGGCUGGAGUCGUCCCUCCCUGAGAGUUCAGAAGAUGAUGAGAACAACCCCAUGUCCUCCUCCUCCUCCGAUGCAAUCUCCACCUCUGACCCUGUGUCUGACUCCUCGGAGAGACUGUCCCCUGUGGACGGCAUGGCAAAGAAGAACAAGAAGAUACACAAGAUGUCAAGUCUCCAAGAGGACUCUGAUCUUGCCUCAGGAAACAAGACUUUGCACAAUCUGGACAGCUGCCCGGACAGCGGGUUCUGCCGGACAGGGUCCAACAUAGACUCCUCCCUGGAUGAGUCUGUCUCAGACAACAGCUACCGCAUGUUGACUUUGGAGAAGCAAGAGAAGGAAAGUGGCGGCAAGGGCACCAUCACGGCCUGGUACCCGGGAGAUGCACCUCCCAGGCUGGAUGCUGUGGGCCAAGCAAUAGAAGAGGUUUCUGCGGAAGAAAAGAAGGGGUUGGAUGGCAAGACCUGCAGGGAAGCCAGCAGCCCCAAGGACAUGUACAAAAUAAAAAUCAUUGGGGAAUGUGAAGAGAAUGAGAGUGACCAGGGUGGCAAUGAGGGUGGCAGUGAGGCAAGCAGCCCAGUGCCAUCGGAAGAGCAGCAGUCACCCAUUACCCUGGAGGACAGCAAGCCCACUGAUCCGCAUCUCAUGGAGUUCAUGCCUGGAGAAGAAGAGGCAGAGGAAGAAGCAGUAGAGCUAGAGGCAGAAGCAGGAACAGGAAUGGGAGCUGAGGCAAAAGUGAGAGCUGCAGCAGAAGAAAAGAGUAUCAUGACUCCCCUAGAUCCUGUCCUCAUAAGUAAGCAGGGUGAGGAGUCAUUUCCUCUAAGGGAGAUGCACUCACCUAUGGAUGAGGAGGAGGAGGAUGUGAGACAGCCAGUCAAGUGGCCACCCAAUGUGGAGGAAUCGGGCUUCAGUGGAGACUCCAGUGAGAAGAAGCCACCACCUCAGCUGCCGAAGCUCCACAAGAACAAGCCACUGGUAGGACAGAAGCGCUCCAGACACACCAUGUCCCAGAAGCUGCUCUCAGACACCCAGGAGAACAAUGAGUCCAGCAAUUCCACUGGUUCAGAGUGUGACGAGGGUCCGCAUGCCAAGCGGCCGCACCACCAGAAGCCACACAAGAUGCUGAGCAAGCCUCGGCCAGCCAAAAUGCUGCAGAAGGCACUGCAGGAGAGGAACAUUAAGAGGACCAAACUGAUAAAGAGGAAGGAAAGCAACAGCAUCAAGGCAAAGGCUCUGCUUCACCACCAUCCAACACCCGAGGACAUCUCAAAUCUCCUCAAGGAGUUCACUGUGGACUUCAUGAUCAACGGCUACUCUAACCUCCUGCAGGGUUUGAGGUUGCAGGUCAUGAUGCCCUACCAGAUUGACCUGGACAAGUCUCACCUGCUGUGGCUCAUCACCUACUUCUUACGCUUUGCUGUGGAGCUGGACCUGGAGCUGUCCCAGAUCUGCCCUGUGCUGUGUGUGGAUGUGGCAUGCUACUUGGUGUAUGAGGGUGUGGUAAUGCAGGAGGAGUUGGAGCAGGCAGUGCGGGCCGGAGAAAAUAACCUGCUGCCUCAUGUUCGCCGCCUCCACCUUGUUGUCACUGCCCUGAGGGAGUUUUUUGUAGCAUUUGAGAUCUGCUUGAAGAGAGAACAAAGCCUUCUGGAUGCCAACCACCUAUUUCACAUGAGAGAAGAACUUGGGACGCUGGUGGAGAUGAGACAACUGUUCGUGUUGUUGAUCCGAAUGUACCGACCUGGUGUGCUGAACCUCAACUACCUGCAAGACCUCAUCACCACCAACCACCGCUUCCUCAUCACCCAGGAGCCCAAUGCCCCCAGCCACUCCCUCCACUGCUCCUUCAACCUGUUCAACCACAUCAAGCAGUUUGCCACAAUGGACAUCAUGCGUCAGUACAGCCGUCUGCUGGAAAACUUCAACAUGAAUGAUGAGACAGUGAACGACUGUAUCUUCACCAUGAUGCACCACAUUGCCGGUGACCUGAGGAAUGUCAAUGUGCUGUUGCAGCCGUCCAUCCUCAAGGUGUUCAUGCGCAUCUGGAAGGAAGGUUUUGAACUGUGUGGGGACUGGGCAGACCUGAUAGAGUAUGUCCUCCGCAAGUGUACCCGCAUUCGCAUCAAACACCCGGACAAGGAGAAGAGCAAGAACUCUCACAAGCCCAUGGUGGAGGCUCCAGGGAUAGACCUCUCGAAUGAAGACUUUGAUCAGCUAUACAACCUAUACCUGGCCACUACAAGUGAGCAGGACCUCAUGGACAAGAUAAAGGAGAUCUGUUGCGAUGACUCCAUUGAGGAACCCAUCAAGAAGGAAGUGAUACAGAAGUUGUUAGCGCGAGGCUUCAUAACCAACAGUGAAUGCUCCAAGCUGUGUGCAGAGAUUCCCAUUGCCAGCCACACGCACACAAACCCUGAGCCCGCCACCGCACAGCACUCCCAGGUGGAGCCGCUGGUCGCCAACAAGUCAGAGGGAGAUGUCAGUCUUGAGUGCGAUGUCAUGCAGGUCAGCAGCGACUCGGAAGACUCUUCUGACGUCCCUUCAAACCUUGCCCACACCACCCAGGUCAAUAAAAUGUCCACGGAGGAAGUGACGGAAAAGCUUGAUGGCAUGGGAAGCCUGAAACUUGCCUCACCUCCACAUGCUGAACGGUUGAAGCCCAAGCAGGAGGAGAAGUCUGUUGAAACCCAAGCUCCAUUGUCGGAAAAGAGCAUGGAUGUGACCUUCCUCUUUAAUGAGGAUAGCUAUGACUGGGAUGACAACACUACUGUUGCCUUCCUUAUUGACAAGCUGAGAGAGGAAGGCCAUGGGAGUCAGGUUGUGUGGCUUCAGAAGCAGAUUCUUGAGGCCUGCUAUGCCAAGAUCAGGUUCAUGGGCACUGACCUCCCCAGACCAGAGCCUGUUGCCUUCCAUUUUACAUUGUCCAACCAGUCCAUCCCACUCAUUCCUUGGACCAGUGAGCAGGAGGAGGCGUUCUCCUCACCCACCUUCCGUCAGCUGCUGGCCGAGCUAGGUUUCCACCUGCCCUCAGACACUGGAAAGUUGUACCCCCGCAUCCCCCACUUCUGGUGCCCUGAGGUGCUCUACAUGGUCGCCAAAAGACUUGGAGAUAUUACAGACAGUGUUCUGAGAGUGUCAUUAGAGCAGAUGCAGUUAUUGAUGCAACAUGUGAAGCAGAUGGCUCUCACAGGUGCUAUGAGAGUCAAGGGAGUGCCGCUGGAAGAGUCCUUUGUUAAUAAGAGGGCUGCUUCCGUUGACUACAAUGACUCCUCUGAGGAAGUCAGCGACUGCUCCAUGGAGAACAACCGCUCCGGCAACUCGUCCCCGGUCUCGUCCAUUGAGGAGAAACUGAUGCCGCUGGCCGAGGGAGAGCCGGCCCGGAGCACCAGCCUCACCUAGAGGUUGGUCGGUGCAUGGGUGCCUGUAAAGGUAAACUGUGGUCACCAGGAUGUCUUAGUCCCAGGUUCAUGGGUGUUUAAUCAUCAGAGACAUAAAGGCCAACCAGAUGGAGACUGAAGUAGUGGUGUCAAGUCACAUAACUAAAUUUUAUACAAGGGACCUCUUUUUUUCUGCAUCAAUGAGUUACAGGUCUUAUCUUUACCAAAGAUUUUAGGUAAAGAUUCACAACUUUCAUAAUCAAGAUUGUGGUCAAUGAUUUUCAGUACCACUUAUGAGGUCGGUGCUGUAGUAGAGAAAGUAAAAGUGUAUGGCCAUACUGUAGUGGGCAAGCACACCUAUGCACAUGUGUGCACACACACACACACACACACACACACACACACACUAUAUUGAAUUAACCAUUAGAUGGUGUGGUUGGCUAGUUGAUUGCACACUGAUGGAGGAGUUGGCUGGUGGAAGUAUGAUUUGAGACUAAAAGAAUGAAUGAAUGUAAGGAUUUGUAUGUGUUAACAUAGAAAGACAGUACAUACAUCAUACAUACCAACUGAACAACUUGAAACAUGCCAUACAAAAAUUUUUCCCAUCACAGGUGUACAGAGGAGGAAACAACACUAGAGCACAAAAUACUGACUAAAUUUCUUCAUUUGCUACAUAUUGAAUUAAUAUGCAUUGUUUGUAGCUUUUAAGCAAAAUUUAUCACCACAAAAGCCCCAGAAUCUGGCAUUGCUAAUAAAUCUAUCAUAACAAGAACCUGAUAAGCACAUCAGUCACUUCAGGAAACUACAACAGGUUGUUCUUACAAGUGAGGACUGAAUCAGUAAAGAGAACUUUGGGCAAAAAUUGGAAGUAAUGAAAUUAGGCUGCAAGACUUUACCCAAGUGUUGGUUCCUGCAUCAUAAUUAUGAAAAUUUCUAAGCUUACUGAAAAAAGUGAAUUACUAAUGAGAAUAUUCAAUUGACUUUCAUUCAUAAAUACACAAUAAAAAAUAUCUUGACAUAACAUUUGACCAAGAAUUGAAUAUAUGACUACAUAGUAGCAGUCAAAUUGGCAAAGUAAUGAUAGAAUUGGUCGUUAAACAAUUUAUCUUUAUUUCCUAUAUAGUUUAGAAAACCUGUGGCUGGUUUGAUGAUGUUUCCAGCAGGCCUUCCACCAGCUGCUGUCUUCCCGACGUCUCUGCCUCUACCUCGGUCCCAGCUGACCCACCCCUGCCCAUCACCUGCCCAUUGCGAGGGCGCCGCUACUCCUCUGUGAACCCACGGACACGCCCUGAUCUUAAGUGCUGGCACUGGUGUCACCUCGUCCUUCCCUACCCCAGGAGGGUUGAAAACCUAAACUUGUGAUGUGGACACCCAAGUGUUCAAGAGUUCCAUUGGGGAUGGAAAAGUGCAAACUGUUUACACUCAUAUUUCUAUUUUUUUUAUAUAGAUAUAUAAUACAUGUAUAAUGUGAACUUAAAUUAUUUUACUUGCAUACAAACUAUUUUUAUUAGUUAAUGGCUAUCUGUAUAACCAAAGAUCCAGACCUUUGUGUAAUGACUCACUUCAGGAGAGCUAACUGGCAUUACAGACUGUCACUGUACCCUGCAAUUCUAGACUUAAGCUUGUUAAGUAAUUAUGUGACGUCAUCCACCUGCAUACUCCACAACCUUGAUUACCUCUGGCUUCAGUUUAAUUUUGCUUGAUUCAUUUAUAAGUUGUACAAUAAUAAUUUCCUCUGAUCCAAGCAUCAGUGCUAACUUAUGUAAAGGACAAUUUCAGUACAAAUGUAAUUUUAGAAAACAAAAGUUCACCUUCAGCUGCAUAAGAGUUCCUGAAUAUGUUUUCAUCUUCUGAUCAACAACAUGCAAUGCACAUUAAGGUCAACAAUAUGUUGAGAUGCUUGGGUCAGGGUCUGUCUUGUCUAAUCUGCAUCAUCUGAAAAAGACUCAGCAUAGAGCUCAAAGUCUCAAACAAGUACCCUUUUAUAUGAAGCAGCAAAUAUCUGCUCCUGAAUGACGGAAAUGUGUUAAAUGACUUGUCACAGUACAUAAAUACUAGUUAUAUGAUUUA
Portunus trituberculatus (swimming crab) is the source of this 7265-nucleotide messenger RNA. RefSeq names its product protein timeless-like (gene tim). The coding region runs from base 253 to 5217 and encodes 1654 amino acids. NCBI's taxonomy places the organism in Eukaryota, Metazoa, Arthropoda, Malacostraca, Decapoda, Portunidae. Gene Ontology annotation, biological process: DNA repair; replication fork arrest; DNA replication checkpoint signaling. The record is from RefSeq and is a predicted model, not a curated record. Gene Ontology annotation, cellular component: replication fork protection complex. The transcript is spliced from 23 exons. Gene Ontology annotation, molecular function: DNA binding.